UGUCUGCAACAGAAACAGGGCCGAGUCUGUCUCGGGUUCUUUAUAUUCUCCUGGUCGCCAACAUUUCAGUCGCAGAGACGAAAGGAGGAGAGGACAGCGGCGACAGUUUGUCACUAGUUUGGUAAAAUAAAAUGGGUUUAUUACGUUGCCUGUUAAUCUGCGUCACGCUGUGGAGCAACGGCGUGUUUGGGAAAUCAUCCCGGAGACCGAACAUUGUUUUGAUCCUCACCGACGACUUGGACAUCGCCAUCGGGGGUCUGACUCCCCUCCCCAAGACGAAAAAACUCAUUGGCGAUGCAGGAAUAUCGUUCACAAACGCUUUCGUGGCCAGCCCUCUGUGCUGCCCGAGUCGAGCCAGCAUCCUGACGGGGAAGUACCCGCACAACCACCACGUCAUCAACAACACGCUGGAGGGCAACUGCAGCAGCACCGCCUGGCAGAAGAGCCAGGAGGCGCACACCUUCCCCGCCCUGCUGCGGGCCGACGACGGCUACCAGACCUUCUUCGCCGGGAAGUAUCUGAACCAGUACGGGCACGCGGAGGCCGGUGGAGUGGAGCACGUUCCUCCAGGCUGGAACCACUGGCUCGGACUGGAGAAGAACUCUAAAUACUACAACUACACUCUGUCUGUGAACGGGAAGGCCGAGGCCCACGGAGCGGACUACAGUAAGGACUACCUGACGGACGUCCUGGCCAACCGGUCUCUGGACUUCCUCCAGUACAAGUCGAGCCUCCAGCCGUUCUUCAUGCUGGUCUCCAUCCCGGCCCCCCACUCCCCCUGGACCUCGGCCCCCCAGUACGAGCAUCGCUUCAACAGCACCAAGGCCCCCCGGGGCCCCAACUUCAACAUCCACGGCAAGGACAAACACUGGUUGAUCCGUCAGGCCAAAACCCCGAUGACCAACUCGUCGGUUCAAUUCCUGGACGACGUCUUCAGGAAGAGGUGGCGCACGCUGCUGUCGGUGGACGACCUGGUGGAGAAGCUCGUGAAGAGGUUGGAGGUCAGAGCGGAGCUGGAGAACACGUAUGUGUUCUUCACCUCCGACAACGGCUACCACACGGGUCAGUUUUCUCUUCCCCUGGACAAGCGUCAGCUCUACGAGUUCGACAUCAAGGUUCCUCUCAUGGUCCGAGGGCCCAACAUCAAGCCCAACCAGACCAGCCGGAUGCCGGUGGCCAACGUGGACCUGGGCCCGACCAUCCUGGACAUCGCCGGCCACGACAUCGACAAGACGCAGAUGGACGGGACGUCCUUCCUGCCGCUGAUGGAGGGGAAGGUGAACAGCAGCAGCUGGAGGACCGACGUCCUGGUGGAGUACGAAGGAGAAGGAAGCAACGUGACCGACCCGGCGUGUCCGCUGCUCGGCCCCGGAGUCUCGGAGUGUUUCCCCGACUGUGUGUGCGAGGACUCGUACAACAACACGUACGCCUGUGUGCGGACCGUCGCCCCCUCUGUCAACAUGCAGUACUGCGAGUUUGACGACAACGAGGUGUUCGUGGAGGUCUACAACAUGACCGCCGACCCCUACCAGCUCACCAACAUCGCCAAGACCAUCGACCAGGAGGUCCUGGAGAAGAUGAACCACCGGCUCAUGAUGCUGCAGUCGUGCUCCGGGCCGUCGUGCCGCACGCCCGGCGUGUACGACGCCAGGUAUAAAUUUGACCCUCGGCAGAUGUUUCCGAGCCGCAGCCGGCGGCUGAAGAAGACGAAGUAGUACGAAGAGGAAGAUGAAGAGGAGGGGCUGUGUUGUCUUGUUGUUUUCGGGCCUUUUCGUGCUGCUGUUGCCUUGUUUUCAGGCCUCCUGAUGAAAAAGGGACCAGGUGGGUGCUAGACCCCUCUGGGUGCUGGACCCCCUUUUUUUAAAGCUUCCAGACCGGGCGGUCGUAAAUUUACAGCCUCGAGCCAUUCAUCUUGUUUUUAGUUUAACAUCAUAUCAGUGGCCGGUUCGUCGAAGGUCUUUUAUUUUCAUUAUUUGAAUUUAAAAUGUUGGUCCUCAAGAAUUUCAAUCGAGAUCAAAGAGGGAACCGGCGAACUCGGACGUUUUCUCGCAGUUAUCAAUCUAGCUUUAUUUCUUCAAAUAAUCGUUGAGCUGAAAUAUAAUUUGUCCAAACUUCGCAAAAAGUGCCAAGCCUGAAAAUAAUCUUUCGCGAAAGUUCAUACAUUUAUGAAAAAUUAGCUUUUUUUUCUUAAAUUACCAGCUGUGACAUUAUUACUAAAAAUAUCAAUUAUGAAUGAAUUAAUUCUCAGCUCUUGAAUGUUUGGCCUGAUGGAAAUCAAUACCAGGUUAACGAUGCAUAAAUAAAUAUGAACUUCCAUCUGAUUUUGAGGUAAAUCACUUUAACGUUUACAUGCCGUUCAUUUGAGUAUAAACUUCCAUCUAAACUAGAAUAUUAUUUAAAAAAAAUUAUAAGCCAUGAAAACCACGUAGGAGGAAUUAAAUUAUUAUUUUUUUCAAAAUGAAAGUCAGAAACUUGAGUAUUCUGUGCGUGUGAGAAGUCGAUGAUGGCGAGGUAACGAUCACAUGACUUUAAAAAGGAAAAUCUUAUAACGAUUAGUUUUUUAAGUUUCAGAUUAUUUUUGUCACCAUAAAUCAGACAAAUAAACAGCAAAACUUUAAAUGAGCAGCAAAAAAAAAAGUAAAUCUUGCCAGAUUAAUUUGAUCUUGUACCUUUUUUUUUGAGAUAAAACUAUUUAGAUCCGACUUAAAUAAAUUUGGAUUUUAAUUCAUCGAGUCUUGAACGUUUCAUACCGAAUUUAUUUGUCACGACUGUCACUUUAAAUGGACAGAAAAACAUGAAUUUUUAUGUUAAAGGAGGGAACACUGACGACCUAAAACUAUUUAUCGUUUAUCGUUCCACUGAGCCAAAUAUGAAACAUUAUUUCAGGAGAUUAAUUUCAGAAAAAUAGAUUUAUUUAGCCAUAAAAAGGCCUUUUCUCACUUUUAGAUCAGUCGUUAUCUUUGUUUAAAAUAUUUUUUUAAUCAAUUCUUAAUUUUCUUUUACGCCAAAUAAAGAAAUCUCUAUUUUUAAGUUAUCUCCUUUUUAAAGGAAACUAAUUGUUUUCUUUGGAUAUUUAUUUUUCCAUAAACAUUUAUUUCAAAAGGUCGAUACAUUUGAAAUUAUUUUAUUUUGAAACUGAUCAAAUCUGUGUAGAUUAACGUCCAACCAAAAAUCUGAUUACUUCUGAAGCAAAAUAAAUAUAAAGUAUUGAAUGACAUUCAGUCAUUUUGUUAUAAGACUGAAUCUGUAUUUUUUUAAUGUGAAUUAUUUUCAGACUAAUCAAUCAGAGGAACCGCAAAACGUGAAUCAACGGAUUAACAUUUAUUAUUAUUCUCCACGCCUCCUUUCUUCCUCUUUCAGAACUGAAUUAAUGUGACAAACAUGAAGAUUUCCUCUCGUUUCAAUUCACUGAUGCACUUUUUAAAUCUGUCGGAAUGUGAUUUAUUUUGAAACUCUUAGUUUUAUGAAAUUGUCCUGUUAGAAUAGUUUCAUGUGAUAUGAAUAUGUAAUUUUUGGCUGUUUUUUGUCCAAAUAAAGAGAUUCUCUAAACUUCA
Pseudoliparis swirei is the source of this 3554-nucleotide messenger RNA. It is a transcript of the gene gnsa, whose product is annotated as glucosamine (N-acetyl)-6-sulfatase a. Gene Ontology annotation, biological process: glycosaminoglycan metabolic process. Gene Ontology annotation, molecular function: N-acetylglucosamine-6-sulfatase activity; glycosaminoglycan binding. The record is from RefSeq and is a predicted model, not a curated record. Lineage: Eukaryota; Metazoa; Chordata; Actinopteri; Perciformes; Liparidae. The coding region runs from base 132 to 1715 and encodes 527 amino acids. The transcript is spliced from 14 exons.